UGACGCUUGCUGUUUUUGGCCAUCCCCCUGUAAUGUGGCCCUGUGGGUGCUCACUCGUUCAAAUAUUCCAUGGCAUGUGGCUUCUCUGUGUCCUUGUACUUUCUUCGGCAAAAAGCUUAUCAAAUCUAGAAAAGGGUAAGUUUACAAAGUUUGUGGCAUCGUAUCCUUGUACUUUGCUCUCCACACUGCUUUCAAAGGCGCAGCUUAGAGAUUAAAAGAAAUGGAGCGACCCUCCACUGUAACUUGCACGCCAUUAUUGUCUCCCCAGACUCUCUUUCGAUUUUGAAAUGCAAACGGAGGUACCGGUGUUUUCGUUCAUUUCCGCGGUAUUUGUUCUCUUUCCACUCCCUUGGUAUUUUCGCGCUCGCAACAUCGCUGCGAUGUCUAUUGGAAUAUGGCUUUUUGUUGUGAACAUGGUCAAUGCUAUAGAUGCCCUCCAGUGGUCCGGGGCCCACCAAGUCCCAUCCUUACUCUGGUGCGACAUCACUUCAGCACUAACAACAGCCGUAAAUGUAUCGAUACCCGCAGCAUGCCUCUGUAUUUGCAUUCAGCUGGAACGGAUGGCGUCUUUCUCCCAAACGUCCACCUCUCUAGCAAAACGACGCCGUAUCUUACUUGAAUGUUUAAUGUGUUUCGGUGUUCCAGUAAUAUAUGCAGCAUUGCAUCUAAUUGUUCAACCUCGACGCUUUGAUGUGUAUGCAGAUUUUGGAUGCCGCACGACGAUAUAUCCCACUACGGUGGCUUUGUUCCUGGUCUGGAUACCGCCACUUACACUUUCUCUUCUUACGCUCAUUUUUUGCGGUAUUACUUGGCGUCACUUUCUUCUUCACGGUGUCCAAUUUUCGAGGACACGUGCGUCUUCUUCGAUUACCUCCGGGGCCUACAUACGGCUCGUCAGUAUGGCUGUUUCGGAAGUCAUUUGCACCAUUGCCGCGACUGUAGUGGCCAUGGUAUUCAAUCUAGGCUCAGGACUGGCUCCAUGGGCAGACUUUACUCAAGAUUUGACUGAGGUCUUGUCGUUCAGCUCUGCUGCGACACCUAAGUCAACUACUGCGAUGCUCGUCACUGAGUGGGCCGUCGUGGUUGCGCAAUCCUUCUUUUUCGUCGGAUUGUUUGUGCUUGGAGAGGAGGGGCGCAGUCGAUUGCGAGAGGCUCUGCAGAUUGUGCGGGUUCUCACUUUCUGCGAGAGACGAUCAACCUGUAUUGCCGAGUUCAAAUGUGCAUCUAUUAGAGAAUGCGACUUGACACCAGUUUCGUCUCUGACCGUCCCUGAGUUCAAGAGUGCCUGCUCUGAAUCUAGUACAGAGUGCACUUAUCAUGGUCAUUCAUUGGAGAAACCUCUUCCGCAUUCACCAGCUCCAUCGCGACCUCCAUCACUCGAUCUUACGCGUGCAAAGCAAUUGGAAGAAAGUCCUGACUUUCUUGAUCCUGCCCUCCUCCCCCUGGAAUCACCCUCUGUCUACUCUACCAUCGCGUCUUCACAUAAUUCUCUCCAGUCGAAUUUUGACCCGCAACAGCUUGUUUUACUUUCAGCGCAGUGGCCUGAACCCCCAUCAACAGUCAUUGUUCGACCACGCUCGAGGUCUUCAAGUAUGAAAUUCUUGCAUACAGAAGGUUUACCAUUCUAUGGGUCCGCAGUGCCACGCAAUAGUAAUAACCCGAGGAAUUCACGGAAUCGUGAUGCUGUCUAUAUGACGGUGGUUAAGGAGAUCCACGGAGUAUUUUAGGCUCUGCCAGCGUUUUUUUUUUUUUUUUCAUUUU
Suillus paluster is the source of this 1761-nucleotide messenger RNA. Its product is annotated as pheromone A receptor-domain-containing protein. NCBI's taxonomy places the organism in Eukaryota, Fungi, Basidiomycota, Agaricomycetes, Boletales, Suillaceae. Gene Ontology annotation, biological process: G protein-coupled receptor signaling pathway. The coding region runs from base 288 to 1727 and encodes 479 amino acids. Gene Ontology annotation, molecular function: mating-type a-factor pheromone receptor activity. The transcript has 5 exons. Gene Ontology annotation, cellular component: membrane. The record is from RefSeq and is a predicted model, not a curated record.